AUGCCGCCGCCCAAGAAGAACGACAAGGUGGGGGGCAAGAAGCCCAGUGUUGCCAAGGUCGUCGAUGACAAGACGUUUGGCAUGAAAAACAAGAAGGGCGGUGCCGCUCAGAAGCAGAUUGCCCAGCUGGCCGCCCAGGCCAAAUCGGGUGGUAAUGCGGAACAGAAGCGCAAGGAGGCUGAGAAGGCCGCCCGCGAGCGCGAGAAGAAGGCGGCAGAGGACGCAAAGCGGGAGGCCGAUCUGCUACUCAACAAGCCCGCCCAGAUCCAGAAGGUCCCCUUCGGCGUCGACCCCAAGACGGUCAUGUGCAUAUUCUUCAAGAAGGGCAACUGCGAGAAAGGCAAGAAAUGCAAGUUCUCGCACGACCCCGAGAUGGAGCGCAAGACGGAGAAGCGCUCUCUCUACACCGACACCCGUGCCGACGAGGAGGACACGAAGAAGGUCGAGACCUCGGCCGACUGGGACGAGGACAAGUUGCGAUCCGUCGUCUUGUCCAAGAAGGGUAACCAAAAGACCACCACCGACAAGGUCUGCAAGUUCUUUGUUGAUGCCAUCGAAGACGGCAAAUACGGCUGGUUCUGGAUCUGCCCCAAUGGUGGUGAUCAGUGCAAGUACAAGCACGCUCUGCCGCCAGGAUUCGUCCUCAAGACCAAGGAGGAGAGGGCCAAAGAAAAGGCUCUUAUGGACAAGUCGCCACUCAAAACCCUCACCCUCGAAGAGUUCUUGGAGUCGGAAAGACACAAGCUUACGGGCACCCUCACACCAGUCACACCCGAAUCCUUCGCCAAGUGGAAGAAGGAGCGGCUGGACAAGAAAGCGGCCGAGGAGCAAGCACGGCAGGCCAGGGAGGCCACAGGCCGUGCCCUGUUCGAGAGCGGAAACUGGCGGACGGAAGAGGACUUGGACUCCGACGACGACGACGACGACGACGACAAUGACGCUUGGAACUUGGAAAAGAUGCGUGCAGAGACCGAGGCGCUACGGCAGAAGAGAGAGGACGAGAGAUUGGUGUCGCCCGAGGGCGCCCCGCCGGAAACCAUCGAGACAGCACCAGACACUUGA
Gaeumannomyces tritici R3-111a-1 is the source of this 1062-nucleotide messenger RNA. Its product is annotated as translation machinery-associated protein 46. The record is from RefSeq and is a predicted model, not a curated record. Gene Ontology annotation, molecular function: mRNA binding; metal ion binding. The transcript has 2 exons. The coding region runs from base 1 to 1062 and encodes 353 amino acids. NCBI's taxonomy places the organism in Eukaryota, Fungi, Ascomycota, Sordariomycetes, Magnaporthales, Magnaporthaceae. Gene Ontology annotation, cellular component: cytosol. Gene Ontology annotation, biological process: cytoplasmic translation.